UGAAAGCAUCUGUCAGUGUCAUAUACUUGACGCUUUACACAAUCUGAUUCCCGAACAAUUUUUUAAACGGUGUUUUCCGUGCUUAGAGCUACUAUUUGUCGCAAAUUCUAGGAAAGUGUUACUAUAAAACUCCGGUUUAUUGUCUUGAGCACUUUGAGAAUAUUGCUACAUCUACUCUCGCAUUGAGAACUCACAGAAAUUCCAUUGUUCCUGAAGAAAUCUGUAGGGAAUUCAAAUGGACCUGGAAAAUUUGGCUUCUUCCAUAGAGGAUUUGACUGAUAAUGCAAGGAAAAGUGGAGAUCAGAUUCGUAGGAAAUGUUACCGUAAAGGAGAUGUUAUUUGUUACGCUAAACCUGAAAACAUUAAUAUGUUUCACAAACAGUCUCAGAAAAAGGUUGAUUCAGAAAGCAGGCCCAGUCUGGAAAGCGAUGGUCACACAGAUACGAUUAACUCAGGAGAGUCUUUGUUCAAGGCAUUUACAUUUGAACAGAGUCCGAACGACGAGGACACAGAAAAAUGUAUCGCUUUUUGGAAAAGUGUCAUGGAAAAAAACCUGAGCCCAAUAAAAUGCACAAUCAUUGAGAAUACGAAGAAUCGAUCCUCUAUAACUUCCCAAGAAGAAAAAUCAGAAGAAGAGGAAGUGAACGAAAGCAACGAUAACAAUGAAGAUGUUUCCGCAAAAAUACACGAAGAAUACAGGAAUAUGUGGUUAUCAGCGCUGAGAGAGAUUCAAAAAAAGAAACUGAAUGAAGUUGAGUUGACCCACAAGACACGAUGUAAGAUGUGCGAUUCUAUAACAUCUCCAGCUGAGCAAUAUGUACAAGAAGUGGAUGAGCGAGCGAUUAAAAAGGAUAUCAAGGAAUUGAAUAACUGGAAGCCUGUAUCUACCAAGAAACAAAUAAAAACUUCUAGAAAAAUAGAUGAAAGAAGUACUAGUUCCACGGAUAGUUCGAUUAUAGGUACAUCCACCGUGACAAAAAGACACGAAACCCAAAAGAGUCAAUACUCAAAACGCGAAACUUCAGAAAAUGUGAAAAGUAUUUUCGAUAAAUCAAAAGCAGGCGAAGCGCCUGAUUCCAUUGAAGAGAGGGCUUCAAAGAACCGUGUUCCUGACACAAAGACUUACGUAUACAAGGAUGUCAUCGCAGAAAAAAAGAAAAAUGGCGACUACAGCAAAUGGAGGAGCAAUGCUGUUAAAAAUGUUUGCAACUGUAAAAAUGAAGGGUGUCGUUGCAACAUUAACCCCGCUGUAAUAGCAAUUGAGAAAAAUAAAUCAAACCUCUCAUUGGGGGCAAUAAAUACCUACAGAAAUGCAGUUCCGAAAAAAAAUGAAGUAGGUGCAUUGGGACAACGUAAUAAUUCUGUUUCAAAGUGUACGGAACCUCUAUUGGAAAAAAAGCCCGAACAGUGUGCAAAUAAGGAAGGUAUUCAAGUCGAUUCAUUCAGAAGCCAAAGUACGAGAGCGCUAAUGAACAAUAAUAAUCCUUCCGGAUAUGCCAUAUCUCGCAAAAGGACUCUGUCCCUCUUUUUACAGUGCACUUGCAGCAAUACCUCGUGCGAUUGCGCUUCUCGAAAAGAAAUUUUGUCGAGGACACCAGAAGCAUCAUCGGAGUGGGUUAUCCCGAAACGGACAGUUGUUCCUCUCGAGAAAAGGCGAAGUUCCUUGGAAAUUUACAAAAAAACUCUCAGCAGAACCAAAACGUUGGACAAAACGGAAAAUGAACAGUCAUCCAUUCAGAUUAAGAACCGUGUUCCUGAUGAAACUUCUAUCGCGAAUGAAACUGAUGCGAACAAAGAUAGUUUUUCGCCUGAGACUUAUGUUGCUCAACAUAAACCAUCAUCUCUUCAUAUACGUGGUUCACGUAAACUAGGAAAAUCUAUCUCGUUAAUGUUGAAAACUUGUUACUGCAGCAACAAAGAUUGCGAUUGUUAUGAAAUAGAGCAGGUACACAGAGAACCCUCCAUUAUCAUGAAUCAAGAUACGUAUGACAUACCCAAAAGGAUCCCUGUUAAAAGGGUGGAUUCUCUGGAGGUCAUAAAGAAACGGGUCAGCUCAAUUUUGGAUCCGGACAAACUAAGAAGCCUGCAACUUUUAUAUCCGCCAUAUAAUUUUGACGACAAUACAUCAAACUGACCUGAAAAUGUGCCGAGCUGGAAAACACCUUUGUUGAAAUAAAUUCUGACUAAACCA
Molecule: messenger RNA, 2191 nt
Organism: Leptinotarsa decemlineata (Colorado potato beetle)
Lineage: Eukaryota; Metazoa; Arthropoda; Insecta; Coleoptera; Chrysomelidae
Source: RefSeq, a predicted model, not a curated record